This is a messenger RNA of Ictalurus furcatus (blue catfish), 6560 nucleotides long. RefSeq names its product pregnancy-associated plasma protein A, pappalysin 1b (gene pappab). The record is from RefSeq and is a predicted model, not a curated record. NCBI's taxonomy places the organism in Eukaryota, Metazoa, Chordata, Actinopteri, Siluriformes, Ictaluridae. The coding region runs from base 1 to 4887 and encodes 1628 amino acids. The transcript is spliced from 22 exons. Gene Ontology annotation, molecular function: metallopeptidase activity.
AUGAAACUUUUGCCUUUUUGUACUUGGUUGCCGUGCCUCUUGGUGUUCAGCUUGUGUCUGGGCUGCGAGUGCGGCGCUCUGAGGCGGACGGGCUGGUCUAAGAGAGACUUGGUGCGCGCGAGGGAGGCUGGCGGAGUCUCGCCCGGAGCGUGCGGCACGCGGCUGCCGCGGGGCAAGCGCUCUGUAUCCGGACCGGAGCGACGGGCGGGCCGCCUGCACGCGCGUUUCAGUCAGCCGGGAGACAGUGCGAGCACAGCGCUCGGCCGCAACAGUGUUUACUUCAGCGGCAGAGAUCAACUGCGGCUUAAACCAAGCGUUGAGGUUCCGCGCGGUAAUUUCACCCUGGAGAUGUGGAUAAAACCUGAGGGUGGUCAACGCUCUCCAAGUGUGAUCGCAGGACUCUAUGACAAAUGCUUCUAUGCAUCCUGUGAUCGAGGCUGGUUACUAGGCAUCAGACCAGUGAGUGAUCAAGGGAACAGGGACCCUCGUUUCUUCUUCUCCCUCAAAACAGACCGAGCGCACAAGGUUACCACAAUCACUUCCAAUGCUCCCUACUCCCCCAACCACUGGCACCAUCUGGCUGUCACCUAUAAUGGCCUCCAUAUGAAACUCUACCUGAAUGGGGCUCAAGUGGCUGUAAGCCGAGAGCAAUCCGGUGAGGUCUUUAGCCCCCUUACCAAAAAGUGCAAGGUGCUAAUGAUAGGUGGCAAUGCUCUCAACCACAACUACAGAGGGACACUGGAGCACCUGAGCCUAUGGAAAGAAGCUCUGGCCCAGCACAAGAUUAUCCAGUACAUACAGAGCCCUCAACAUGAGUACCAUGAUGACCUUUCCCAACUGGUCAUUUACGAGAACUUUGAAAAUGCAUCUUGGAAGUGGAUGACAGUGAAAGACGGGAGCUUUCCCCAGAUGGGGAUUUCUGACCGCACAUUGACGGCUGAUCUUGGUGGCUCUGUGGAAACGGCACUGGUUCCUCCACCAUGUGGACAGACAAUCUGUGACAAUGUGGAGGUAGUGACAAACUACAACCACUUAUGGACAUUCCGCAAGCCUAAGACGGUACGCUACCGAUUGGUGAAUGUGUAUGAUGAUGAUGGUCACUGGCCAACAGUUACAGAGCACCAGAUCAACCUCCAGCACCAGCAUCUAAACAAAGCUUUCCGCAUCUACAACAUCACCUGGGAGCGCACCGUCCACAAUGUCUACAACUCCUCCUUACGCAACCGCCUGGUCCUGGCUAACUGUGACAUCAGCAAAGUGGGCGACGAGGAGUGUGACCCAGAAUGCAACCACACACUAACUGGUUUUGAUGCUGGCUACUGCAGAAGGCAAACCAUAAGCUGUCCUGAGCACAAAAUAGGGAACAAAGUUUGUGAUCCUGAGUGUAACUGGGAUAAUUUCAACUAUGACCAGGGUGACUGCUGUGACCCCAACAUCACUGAUGUCACGAAAACCUGCUUUAAUCCUGCAUCACUCUACAGGGCCUACUUGGAUGUGAAGGAGUUGAAAGAGAUUUUGCACCUGGAUGGUUCUACACACCUUAACAUCUUUUUUGCCAAUGCCACUGAUGAAGACCUAGCAGGUGAAGCCACAUGGCCUUGGGAUAAAGACGCCUUAACACAUUUAGGUGGGAUCGUGCUGAAUCCCUUGUUCUAUGGCACAUUUGGCCACACACAUACCAUGAUCCACGAGAUUGGCCACAGCCUUGGACUGUACCAUGUCUUCAGGGGGAUUUCAGAAAUAGAGUCAUGCAAUGAUGCCUGUCUGGAGACAGAACCCUCAUUUGAGACUGGGGACCUGUGUGCCGAUACAAACCCCACACCAAAGUACAAAUAUUGUAGAGACCCGGAGCGUGGAAAUGACACGUGUGGCCAGCGACUCUUCAAGCACACUCCAUUUCGAAAUUAUAUGAGUUAUGCUGAUGACGUCUGCACAAAUUCCUUUACAAUGAACCAGGUGGCUCGGAUGCAUUGCUAUUUAGAUCUGAUCUACCAGUCCUGGAGGACUGAGAGUAAGCCAGCCCCAGUUCCUCUAGCUCCUCGACUGAUGGAGCAAGGGCAAGACUCUCUCACCCUGGAAUGGUUCCCCGCACUUACUGGUCAUUACUUUGACAGAGAAGUGGGAUCCUUAUGUGACAGAUGCACUGAAGGCCGAGUGUUCCUGCAGUAUGCCUCAAACUCAUCCUCCCCAAAACCCUGCGCGCCAUCAGGACACUGGAGCCCACGUGAGGCAGAGGGUUCACCAGAUGUGGGGCAAGUGUGUGAACCCAGUGUGCGUACCUGGAGUCCCCACGCUGGCCUUGACUCAAGCAGUGUGGGCUCUGCUUCAUGCCCUCAACAAGGCUGCAUGCUCCACCUGAACUUCACCUACCCACUUGUGCCAGAUUCGCUCACCGUCUGGGUCACAUUCUUCUCAGCAGAAGAGAGUGACCUGUUUGCCAUCCACAACAUCCUACUACUGACAAUGAGUGGCAACAAUGUGUCUCUGGGUCCACAGAGCAUCUUCUGUGACAUGCCACUGACACUGAAGCUGGUUAUGGAUGAGGAAGUGUAUGGCGUUCAGUUCUUCACUAUGGAUCAGCACCUGGAGAUCGACGCCACGCUGAUGGCCUCCAAACCAGGGCAUGUGCUCUGUCAGGCAUGCCAGCCCCUGCAUUAUAGGCUGACACGGAGACCGCCUUUCAGUGAUGCACCUCAUGGGGUGGUGUUCAUGGAGCCCAUGAGGAGAUUUAUAGACAGGGAUAUAGUGUCUGGUGAGACGUACACCUACCAUGUGCUGACUGUUUCCAAAACAGCAGAAAGUGAGCCAUCUCCCGCUCUCAUACAUCAGCUGGGCUCACCGUACUGUGGAGACGGACUCAUCCAACAUUAUCUGGGGGAGCAGUGUGAUGACAUGAACUUUGCCAAUGGAGAUGGCUGUUCCAACCAGUGCAAAAAGGAACCUUUGUUUAACUGUAUUGAUGAGCCCAGUCUUUGCUACUUCUAUGAUGGUGACGGUCUUUGUGAGGACUUUGAGCGGGAGACGAGUGUGAGGGACUGUGGGCUCUACACACCCAGUGGUUUCCUGGACCAGUGGGCCACAGGGGUGGAGGUUUCCAAUGAGCACAGAGUACAUUGUCCUGCAGAGGUGGCUGCUGGGUAUCCUGCUGUGACAAAGAGCUGUCUGUCGAAGGUGUUUGACCUGUCUGAUGGUGGGGUGUCUCAGUAUGCCUGGUUUCCAUGUGAGGAAUCACAGCGGCACAGCUGGAAUACUCAGUACAGGUUAAAGGCGUACUAUUCCCACCCCAUGGUAGCUGCUGCUGUCAUUAUUCAUCUGGCCGCAGAUGGGACCAUCUACAGUGAUCAGACUCAGAGCAAUAUCACCAUCCAGCUGGUGGACACCAAGGAGCAGCUCCAUGAUCUUGGAGAAUGGCGGUUGAGUUGCAGGAACAAUCCUUUAGUGAUCCCUGUGAUUCAUGACCUGAGCAUGGCUUUCUACAGGACCAAGGCUAUUGUGGUGAGCUUCCGAUCAGCUCUGGUGGCCAUUUCUGGAGUUGGUCUACGUUCCUUCCAAUAUUUCGACCCAAUCACAAUUAGUGGCUGUCAAAGCAAUGAGAUCUAUAAUCCCAUGGGCCAAAGUUGUGUGCAUUACUCAUGUGAUGCCAUUGACUGCCAGAAGCCUACGGUGCAUAACGCAGAGAUGAAGUGCAGCAGUCCGGGUUACUUCAAUGGUGUCCGCUGUACAGUCACCUGCAACCGUGGAUACACCCUCAAGACCCAUAGAGAUGACGAAAUUAUCAAAACACAGUCGGACUCUAUGGCCACCCUCACUUGUGCUGAUGGGAAAUGGAACAAACAGGUGUCCUGUGAGCCAGUGGACUGCGGACGCCCAGACAAGUACCACGUGCACCCGGCUAACUUCAGCUUCACUGAGGGCACCACUUAUGGCAAGAAGUGCACUUUCCAAUGUAUGCACCCAGCACAGCUGAUAGGCAGCAAUAAUGUGCUGACAUGUAUGGAGGAUGGCAUGUGGUCCUUCCCAGAGGCUAUGUGUGAGCUGCGCUGUCCCAUGCCUCCUUCCAUCCCCAAUGCCAUCCUGCAAACCAAACGCUGCAAUGCCAGUGGUCUCAAAGUUGGCUCUUUCUGCAAGUACAAAUGCAAGCCAGGCUACCAUGUGCCUAGUGCUGACAACCCCAAAAGACGGUCGUUCACAAGACAGUGUACGGAGAAUGGUACCUGGCAACUGGGCAUGUGUGUGCCAGUGGCGUGUGAGCCACCACCACCAGUCUUCCAUGGCAGCUACGAAUGUACUAAUGGCUUCCAGUUCAAUAGCGAGUGCUGGCUGAGCUGUCCUGAGGCCAAUCACAUGACAACCUCCACCACUGUGAUUCGCUGUAGAAAGGAUGGGAACUGGACUGGCUCUUUCCAGCUCUGUCCCCAGCUAAAAGGCCAAUGCUCCCUCCCUCAGAACCUGAGUCCGGACAUCAGCCUCAGCUGCAGCAGGGGGCAUGGCAUCGGAGAGCAAUGUGAGCCGACAUGCAGAGAUGCUGGUAGCAGUGUGGUGCUCCUCCCAAGGAAUAUGACUGUGGAUGCCUUAGUGAAAGACCACUGGAGAAACCCACCCAAAGUUCAGAGUAUUGUAUGCACAAUUGUACUGAAGUGGUAUCCAAGCCCAGAGAUUCUCCAUUGCAUAAAAGGUUGUGAGCCUUUCAUGGGUGAUAACUACUGCGAUGCCAUCAACAACCGAGCAUUCUGUAACUAUGAUGGUGGAGACUGCUGUCAUUCUACUGUCAAAACUAAAACGGUGAUUCCAUUCCCCAUGUCAUGUGACACCCGAGAAGACUGUGCAUGUCGAGACCCCAAUGCACAGGAGAACAAUAAAGGAAUUCGCCACCGUACACUGGGCUGAGGCCGGGCCACUGGAGGUCCUCUUGGUACCCAACAGGGGAAAAACAAUAAAACAAAAAACCUUUCUCUCUCCAUGCUGCUUACUAGAGGGCCAUUCCACUCAUGCUGUACCCUGACAUGCCUGCCGAUGAGCCCUUGCCCACUAUGGUAUGCUGCUCAACAAGCAAACGACACACUACAAUAUAUAAUGCUAAAUAGGUUUCAAUUAUGGACGGAAAGUGCAGAAUUUUAGGAACCAGCUCAAUAAAAAAUAAAACAACCAGAGACGUCAUCAGCAGAAGCUGGACACAGGCCCCAACUUGACAGUUUAUUGUUUUGUAUUCCCUAGUCAAUAUUUGUAAGGCACAACUGCAGCUAAGUAUUUAGAAAGCAACACAGAGAAAACAUUUUCAUGCUCUCAUUGUUUUUGUUUUUGUUUUUUAGAGAGAAACCAUUCAUUAUUAAUAUGACCAAUGAAAAGCAAGAAAGGAAAGAUGAGAAACACCAUCAUUCUUGGAAAUUUCAAAGCUGGCACGUCAGAGAAAUCACUUAAGCUAUUCAUAAAAAUUCUCCCACCCAUGUCCUUCAGUUUCCCACUGAUGUGUUUAACAACAAAUGAUCUGCUACAGCAUAGGAAAAGUAAAAUUCUCUUUAAAGAAGACUAGCACUUCCGAGGCAUUUUGACAAAUGUUUUUCAAGAGCCAAAAGCAGCACUGAGCUGCGUGAAACAUAGGAACCAUGAGGUGUCUCUCCACGAUGGAUUGGAAGAUGUUGAGGGAAGCAAUAAAUCAACAAAAGAAACCUGGAAAUCACCAAGAAAUAUGCACAUCUGAAUCUGAAAAGUAUCAACUCUUUUUAUUUGCAUUUUAUUGAAUGAAUGCCUCUUUCAAAAGAGUGUGGAAUUGAGAGCAAGGGAUCAAUAAUAAGAGAAGGAGGGUUAAAAUGGUGAUAACAAACAGAAAGCACAGCUGUUGCUGCUAGAUUUCCUGCUUGGGCCAUGCAGGCAGAUAUCUCUGCAGAGUGUGCAUACAGUUUGCUCUCCAUCUUACCUCCUGCCAUAAUGCAGCUAUAUACAGUACAUUUAAAGGUAUUUUAGAAAGCUUACACAACUCUGACACAGGUUUAGAUACUGCAUUUAUCAGACUGUAGGACUUACAUAUAAGAUUUCUGGACUAUAUUUACAUAUUUGGCCUUCUAACAACUUAUUCAACAAAACAUUUGUUUUAACAACAAUCAUACUUAGAAAAAUCCAGUACUGUCAUAGUAAUCAUAAUUUACAAAAUUGUCACCAAAGUAAAACUUGCAUGAUCAACUUAUCAGAGAGACAUGCUGCUAUGAGACCUGCUGACUGAUAGUGUUGUGCUGAGACACGCUAACAGUACUAACUGUGUGAGUACUUUUGCAUUUAGGUAUAUGCAAUAUGUCAAUCCUUUUUCAACAAUAUAGUUGUACUUUACUUGACUGAGCCAGUUCAAAUGCUGAACAUUCAAUUGUAAUAAUGACAUCAGUAGUAAUUAUCACACCCUGACUAGCAUAGCCUCGCUAAUGUAAUAGCUUUCUGAGGUACAGUGCCCUCCACUAAUAUUGGCAUCCUUGGUAAAUAUGAGCAAAGAAGGCUGUGAAAAAUUAUCUUUAUUUUUUAACCUGUUGAUCUUUUGUUAAAAACAUUUCACAAAAAUACUCUGCUCUCAUGGA